AUGUCUGACUGGAUCUUCUAUAUGCACUCCAACUUGUCCUCUGCCCCCUGGGAGGGCAACGGAGCAGCAGCAGCGGCUCCCACUUCUCCUCCUACACCUUGUCUAUACCAUGUCCUCUACCAAGGGUGUGGAGAAACCCAGAUGGUCUGGCACGGAGAGACAUACUGCCUGGUUGGUGGCUACCGGGCCUAUGGGGAUGCUCCUUUGGCCACCCCUGCAAAGGUGGAAGCAGGGAAGCCAGUCCCCAGGCGGGCGCCCAAGAGACAUCGAGCUGGGGCAGAGUCCGACCAAGACCUAGGCUGCCCCGCCCCCAAUAUUCGGACAUUGCAGCAUGGCGGCAGGAGGCUGACUCCACAGAAGGUCACUGGCUGA
Molecule: messenger RNA, 372 nt
Organism: Equus quagga
Lineage: Eukaryota; Metazoa; Chordata; Mammalia; Perissodactyla; Equidae
Product: DPEP2 neighbor protein-like
Exons: 3
Coding region: 1-372 (123 amino acids)
Source: RefSeq, a predicted model, not a curated record